ACUAGGGGAAUGGAUGGUAAGAUCAUUAACAAUGAUGUGAGAGUGCACUCACACAUUGUGGCAACUUUUAGAGGACACCGGCAAGAGGUUUGUGGACUGAAAUGGUCUACCUCUGGCCAACAGUUAGCGAGUGGAGGAAAUGACAAUUUACUCUACAUAUGGGAUAGGUCGAUGGCCUCUAUGCAUUCACGUUCUCAGUGGCUUCACAGGCUUGAGGAUCACACUGCUGCAGUAAAAGCGCUUGCUUGGUGCCCUUUUCAGCGCAAUUUUCUGGCGUCUGGAGGAGGUGGGAGUGAUUGUUGCAUAAAGUUUUGGAACACCCACAAUGGCGCUUGCUUGAACUCAGUGGACACUGGCUCACAAGUCUGUGCUUUGCUGUGGAACAAGAACGAGCAUGAGUUGCUUAGCUCCCAUGGCUUUAUGCAGAAUCAACUCACCUUCUGGAUGUAUCCAUCAAUGGUGAAGAUUGCUGAGCUUACUGGUCAUACAUCCAGAGUUCUUUUCAUGGCUCAGAGUCCAGAUGGACGUACAGGGGCAACUGCUGCAGGAGAUGAGACUCUCAAGUUCUGGAAUGCUUUUGGCACCCCAGAAGUGAAAAAAGCUGCACCAAAAGCGGAGCAUCCUGGGCCAUUUCCUCAUAUAAGGGGAAUCCGUUAGGGUUUUGUUUGGAUAUUAGGAAGUAUAAGGGAAAGAAGAAAAUAUGUUUUUAAGCUCGAUAAAAUCUCUCCAUAUUCUUUCUUCAACUUAAAUUACCAAUUUUCAUCA
Messenger RNA from Vitis riparia (riverbank grape), 765 nucleotides. RefSeq names its product cell division cycle 20.2, cofactor of APC complex-like. Lineage: Eukaryota; Viridiplantae; Streptophyta; Magnoliopsida; Vitales; Vitaceae. The record is from RefSeq and is a predicted model, not a curated record. Gene Ontology annotation, molecular function: ubiquitin ligase activator activity; anaphase-promoting complex binding; protein binding. The transcript is spliced from 2 exons. The coding region runs from base 10 to 657 and encodes 215 amino acids. Gene Ontology annotation, cellular component: anaphase-promoting complex. Gene Ontology annotation, biological process: positive regulation of ubiquitin protein ligase activity; anaphase-promoting complex-dependent catabolic process; positive regulation of anaphase-promoting complex-dependent catabolic process.